Molecule: messenger RNA, 831 nt
Organism: Nematolebias whitei (Rio pearlfish)
Lineage: Eukaryota; Metazoa; Chordata; Actinopteri; Cyprinodontiformes; Rivulidae
Gene: vegfd
Product: vascular endothelial growth factor D
Exons: 7
Coding region: 1-831 (276 amino acids)
Biological process (GO): vascular endothelial growth factor receptor signaling pathway; positive regulation of endothelial cell proliferation; positive regulation of mast cell chemotaxis
Cellular component (GO): membrane
Molecular function (GO): chemoattractant activity; growth factor activity; vascular endothelial growth factor receptor 3 binding
Source: RefSeq, a predicted model, not a curated record
AUGAGGCAGUGGGAAAAGGAGGUGCGCUCGGCCUCAAACUUGGACGAGCUGCUGAAACUCACAGAUUUUCCUGACUGGAAGUUGUGGAAAUGUCGUCUGAAGCUGCAGCAGCCGAAGAGCCACGCAGAAACCGUCUCCUCUCCGGCUUCAGUCGGGUCGCACCGCUCCACACGUUACGCUGCAGAGUCCUACAGCCUGGAGAUUCUGAAAGCCAUAGAUGAGGAGUGGCAGCGCACUCAGUGUAUGCCCAGGGAGACGUGUGUCGAUGUGGCCAAGGAGCUGGGCACCGACCCCGUCGUCUUCUUCAAGCCACCCUGUGUGUCUCUCCACAGGUGCAGUGGCUGCUGCAAUCAGGAGGGCGUCAGCUGCAGGAACACGUCUUUUGUAUUUGUGAACAAAACUGUCCUCAGUCUAAUUCCCUUAAAGUUUGUACCAGAGCCUGUGCUGGUAAAGGUAGCCAACCACACUGAGUGCAGGUGCAUGGAGCCUGCAAUAAUUCGCCGUAACGCUCAGCCUCACCAGAGCAGUGGCUGUUCUCUGAUGGACCAGCUGUCAGAGUCAGAGGACUCCAGGAGACUUUGUGCCACCGGAUGGAUUUGGGAUUGUUCAUCUGAGAGAUGUGUUCCUUACACGUCCAGCGCACCAGAACUUCCUCUCAGUCCCUGGAUGCCGGACUGUGAGAUCGACGUGGACCGCUGCGACUGCCUUCCCAGACCAGAACCCCUCCUGCAGCCCAAACCGGUCCACCGCUGCCAUCUCAACUCCUCCAUCUGCACCCACAGACAUCAACGCUUUGACAAAGCCUCGUGUCGAUGCAGACUGCAUAAGUAG